UAGGGUACUUACUACUACAGACUACGACGGAGGAAAUCGGGGACAUCAAGAGGAAAAAAUGGAGACACGGCACUGGAUGAAUUAUAGCCACCGGGGAUGAGCAAGGAGGGGAGGGGGGAUGAGGUAUCCAACGGGUUGAUAGACAGGGCGUUCUUGUUGCAGCCGGAGGUUCAUUGCAUAGAGCGGUUGCGUUGUGCAUGCAUCUUUGGCCGUCAUCUUCGGUACUUCUGUUUCUUCUUCUACUUCGCCGUCGUUUGGGCUAAGGCAUGGAUAGCUGGGUCCCUAGGUAGGCAUAACAUACAUACAUGUAUAGGUACGUUGGCUAGGCUUAUAUAUUACCUAGGCUCGACUUGCAUUUACCUACUCCCUAUUGCCAAUAUUCAUACGGGCCAUGAUAUAAUCCAUGUAACCUAGUAACAUCUUGAUACGAUUUUCAAGAUACAUACAUGUCUAGAAUGCAUGUUGGUUUCUCCAAAGUCAUUUCCUAUAUACCCCGUGCCUAUCUAGGUAAGUAGAUAUAUGAAAGUAAAUAAAUAUCUACAUAUAGAAAGUCCCAAGAUGCCGACAUAAGACUAUAAAUUUCAAGGCUCA
Molecule: messenger RNA, 591 nt
Organism: Hypoxylon fragiforme
Lineage: Eukaryota; Fungi; Ascomycota; Sordariomycetes; Xylariales; Hypoxylaceae
Exons: 1
Coding region: 97-414 (105 amino acids)
Source: RefSeq, a predicted model, not a curated record